Xyrichtys novacula (pearly razorfish) is the source of this 24128-nucleotide messenger RNA. Lineage: Eukaryota; Metazoa; Chordata; Actinopteri; Labriformes; Labridae. The record is from the annotation of a GenBank genome assembly.
GGUCUCUCACAAUUAGUAAUCUGUUGUAUUCUAUAUUUAUUUACAUUCAGUCUGCUGGACAUGAAGCAUACAGCUGAAGCUGGAUUACACUCGACUUUUUACUGGGAGCUGCAGGCACAACAGUAUACUAUUUGUGCCUCAUUGUGCCAAAGAUUAAAAAGGUCAAAGAGACUGAAAAGACUUUUCAACAAAUAACCUUCAAGGACGCUUUGAGUGUAUUCGAAAACCCUGAUCAAUGCAGACAUGGAAAAAAUACAAUUUAUUUCAAGUACAAAAAGUUCCAACAUCUGCCUAAAGGCAUCACAUUAUAUUAUACUUAUUAUUAUACAAAAACAAUGAGAAUACUUUUGACAAAGGUAAAGACAGCAUGAAAUUACAGUUUAGAUAGUAAUGUAGGUAAAACAAAACUGAAGCUUUACAACACAUGGUUCUUGUUGGAUGCUAAGUCAGAUACUGAAUUCAGUUAAAGUAACUCUGAAGAUAUAACCUAAACUCUCUGGGAAAUUGGGCUUAUUUUACGAGUAUGUUUCAGGGCAGGAAGGUGAUACCGUAGCUGCUUCCAGAAGAACGAGGAGAGCGACAUGGAGCGUUUGCCUCUCCAGGUGACAUAGUCUCCUGCAUCACUGAGAAACUGCAAGGCCUCCGAUACUGAACCUGACUUCAACUCUUCUUUUGACUCAGUUGUGAUAAAAACCAAACGAGUCUCUCUUUCGACAAGGGCUGAAUGGAUGACACUCAGAAGACCAGAUUCAAGACCAGGAUCUGCAGAGGUGGGAACCAGAACCACUGUUCGGCUCUGCAUUAUACAGUCCAACACUGCAUCUGCUACAGCUGAAAUGACCAGAUUUCAGAUUAUACAUUCGCUUAUUAAGUUUAUAAAGCAGGUUUAAGUGUAUCUCAAACACAUACCUUUACCAGGUGGGACAUCACGAUCAUACAGACAGAGACUAUAACCAAAUUUCUCCUCCAAAACCUUUUCCAGCAGGUCUCUGUCCUCUUCAUUUAGUCCUGCAUCUGUGUUGUUCUUGUAACACAUCAAAAAGGCAUCAUAGCUCUUUCCAUCUAAACAAACAUAAUAAAGCAGAACAAAAAGGUUUUUCACAGACUUUCAAAAAGCACAAAUGUGGAUCUGUUUAAGGGAAAGUGGAAAACACGUGUUGUAUCCAUGAAUAGUACAAACACAAAUGAGCUUCUUCACAGCAAAGUUGAACUAUGAAAAACUCAAAAUUGAAUGUACAAGAACAUCAACAUUGUUUAGGGAGGAGUUUCUUCAAAAUUGCUAAUCUACAUGGCACAGUUGACCCCUGUCUUGACAAAGGUGACAAGCUGGUACCUUAAAUAUCCCUAACACAUACACCAACAACAGUCCUCCGAGCAGAAUUUGUUGGAAAAAUAAAACACAUACCUGAGGCGUUUCUAUGGCAGCCAAGAGUGUCCCGUAGAAGAAGAGUGAUGUUAAUUUUGAACUUUACAUAGAUGACUGUCAUCAAAACCAUCGCCAUCACAGUGCAGACAAUGCCAGCAGCCAGGGAAGCAUAGGAGGGACGGGCUAUAAGGACAGAUCGAAAGAAAAAACAGCAGUUUUAAAACAUUUUAACUGUCUGUAAAUGAAUUUAUAAAUGAAUUUAUAAAUGACUAAUAUGGUGGAUGGCAGAGGUAGAGCAACUGAACAUACAUCAGAAAACAUCCAUCCACUGCAUCUACCUUUUUGGGCCAAGGUGAUGGUGACAAAAGUCGAGGGUCGGUCCUCAGAGUCCAGUUUACAUGUGUAGUUCUUAGAUAAAAGCUCCUUUGUCACUUUUUUAAUGAUAAGUGAAUUUAUUAUGAUUUUUCGCUCACGAUUAGUUUCGCUGAAAAGGAAUAGAAAAAUAUUGUUGCACAUGUUGACUGUUUUUUUAUAACACUGAAUCUAUAAUAUAACAUAAGUCCAAGCCCCAGAAUAAAUGGAAAACAGCUUCAGGAAACAAACAACUGUGUGGACUGUUUUACCUUGUUAUGUUGGAGAAAAAAGGCAAACUUUUGUCCUCGUCUACAAAUGAAUCACCACUCAACCAAAACAGAGAAUCAUGGUCUGAAAAUGUCGCUGCUUUACAGGGUAUUACCACUGAUGAGCCUAGAAAAGGGAGUUUCAUAUAAAAUUUUAAAGUAAACUUUCAAAAAGGUUGUCAACAUUUAAAAAAGUGCAAAGAGAAACUGAACAGGCUUGAACAGGCUCACCCAAAUCGACAUGAACUACAUCACCAUCGUUGGGUAAAAUGAUCACUGCAGAUUUCUCCGACUUGUCUAUUUAAAAAAAAAAAAGAGAGAAAGUUAGAAAUUACUUUUGGAAAAAGAAAACAUCUGUAACGAUUAAAUUGUCAGAGUUUUUUUUCCUUACUGUUUGGUCGGACAUCAAGGACCGCCUUAAAGGUCAUGUUAUAUGUUUGAUCAAGAUACAGGUAAGACCUAGUACAGAUGUAGACACCAUGGUGAUUCUCCUCCACACUUAAGUAAGUAAUGGAGUCCUCAUGAUUCAGCAUUGACUCUCCUUCCUACAUGAUAGAAAAAAUAAAGCUGAAGUAAUUACAGUAGAUAUGUGAUAAUAUUUCAUGGAGAAUCACUCGCCCACACAUCUGUAUUUUUCAGAUAAUUCAAUCACAUUCUGACACUUUCUUUUAAUACCUUUUGCCAUAUGACGCCAUUGCUGGUGAUAUUUGGUGUAGCCACAUCAGGGGUAUUAGCAUCAGGACAAUACAACGUGCAGGACUCCGGAAUGUAACAUGUUGUAGGGUAUGUGGGCUUCUCUUCAUACUCUCUGCUCUGCGUUGUGUAAACCCUCAGCCUGAACCAGGUCUGGCUCAUAGAAGUCCUGUUAUGCCUUAAAAGAAAAACAUGAAGGAUAUUUUUGUAUCAACUGAAUGAGAACCAAUGACUGUUUGAAAAUACUUAUUUACACCAGUAUUUUUGUGGAUCACCAUUUUGGGGUCGUCAGUCUUGCAUUGUGGCAUCUUUGUUUUUGUGCAAAAGUAAGACUAUUUACGAUAAAAUAAAAUAAAAAAUGGAUAAACAUGUAUUGAAACACCUCUAUCCUAACUGAAAUAAUAGCUUGUACUGGUUACAGAUAUAGUAUAACCAAAAGCUAACCUUGGGUCAUUUUCUAUGUAUUCAAAAAUGAACAUAAUUUAAUAUUGAAAGUUGGUAAAUUUGAGAUUAAAACCUAAAGUGAUUUGUUUACUGAGCUGCUCAAAUAGACUUCUUCUCAAUCAAUCUCCAUUCUUUAAAGCUCCUGUGAGGAACAUCUGAUUUUUUGUCAACUAGGGCGGCGCCUGUGGUCAAUGCAGUCUUUAGUUAACUUGUCCGUCACAUGCUUGAGUAGUGUCCUUUGACAAAAAUCUUGUCCUGCUGACCUUUGACAGUCAAAGUAUUAUUGAUUAUGAAUAUCUUAUGUGAAAAGUGUAAAAACAGUGACUUUUUUUAGCUGCUCAGCUAACAUCUACCCCUCCUGUACCUGUUUCCAGUAAUAAAAAUGACAAUAUACAAAUUAUCAACCUUGACACCAUUAGUCUUGUUUGUUUUUGAUUAACAUGAAAAGGCAUCAAUAUAAAUUUUAGUCUAUUUCAUAAUAUCAAAAAACUCUUUCCAGUAGCUUUAAUCCACGCAGUCACCAAUAACAAGGUUGCAGGUUUUAGGUAACUCAGAUGGACUACUGCCUAAACCUAAACUCUCCACUCUCAAACUUCGAGGCCUGUUCCUGUUUAGUUUGUGAAUUCCCAGCACCGUCCCCUUUCAAAACAUUCAGUGUGUGAGAGCUGUCAUACAAUUAACAUGAAUACUGAAUGCAGUUAGAGAGUUCAAAAUGCACAUAAAUCUUAUAUUUUUGUCAAAUUUUUACACUCUUGCAAAGAACUGCCUGUACCUCAGAGAGCAUGAGUAAUUCCCCUGAUGGCUCACAUUCGCGCUGAGUAUAACCAGACUCCUUCCAUAGAGCAGCACACCUGCCUGCCUCUGCUCUGCCGAGGACAUGUCGCUGCUCAGUUCCCUCUCCUUCGUGUUGGGACUGGUCCAGAUCACUUUGGCACCACUUUGAUUUUCUGCUCCAUUACACUGCAGCGCCACCAUCUCAUUUGCCUCCACACUUAUGUUUUUGGGUCCCAAGGAACACACACCUGCAAAUAAGUUUUAGUUUUAAGUUUAUGUUAGGUUGUAAAACAUGAUUAAUUUUGGGAUAGCCACUGCUCUGUGACUGAACUGCCACCUGUCUAUUAUUAUUUCUCACAGAAAUGUUCAACUCUUUCAAUAAAUCUUGCAAAAUCAAAUUAUCAAAUGUCCUCCUAUGUAUGAGCAAACAAUAUAAAACGGCUGUUGUCCAUUACACUUUUACUAUGAAUUAGCUGGAUGUAUUAAUCUGUUGGACUACAAGAUCAUAUUCAAAAUCUUUAUAUUUGGUAACACUUUACAAUAACAAUGAUUUAUAAAUGGUAAAUAAAUAGUUUAUUAAUGUUUAAUCAACAUUUAAAAACAGCAUAUAGACCAAUUAUAAAUGGCAAAUAGAUCGUUUAUUUAUGUAAGUUAACAGUUACUUUACCAUUAACAAGAAAUUAAAUUAUGAUGAAUAAUUUCAUUAAUUAUUAAUGGACUAUUUACUAAAAGUUUAUAUAGGGUCUAAAUAUUGGUUGUAUAACAUCUAGAUUAAAAUGUGUGUCAGUAGCACUUUGUAAAUGGUUAAUAUUUGGUUUUUAAACCACCUAUAAACAUUAUUUAGGUGGUUAUUGUAAAGUUAGGGUUGGGGUUAGGUUUUUAAAAUUAUGAAAUUUACAAUUUAUUAACUGUCUAUAUGCUGUUUAUAAAUGAUGAUUAAACAUUAAUAAACUAUCUACUAACCAUUUAUAAAUGGUUGUUUUACCAUUCAUAGGUUAUGGUUAUUGUGAAGUGUUACGCUAUAUUUAUCUUGAAUCUCGACGGCUCUAACAUCUAGAUGUGUUUGUGAACUGACUUGUUGCUGAACUGACCACAUCCUGAUUUUUGGGUGUGAAUAAGUCUUAUGAUUUCAGUUGAAAGGAAACUAAGUCAGAUGUCAGCAAUGAUGUUAGGAAUAGCCAUCUCUUUUAGAGAAGUAGACAAAUACUAACUAAUGUUUUGUAUUUUGUAAUUGUGAAAUGCUAGCAAGGGUAAUUAUUGCAUGAGAUUUAUGGUCAAAUCUGCACAGCACAAGACAGUAAACAGCUGCAAACAGGAUCUAGAUGGAUGGAACGAUCAGAAGCAGCUUUUUCUUGGUUAUGCUUAGAUUCUCUGAGUACAGUUUUGGAGUACUUGUAGAACCAUGAGUGGAGUCUUCACUGUCUUAUAGUUCUUCACCAUUUGGGAGCAAAUUCAUAUCAAUUCAGUUUUAAACUGUAGGAAGGUGGUAUUACGAUAAAGACAAAAUGAACUACACUGCAUUGAAGAUCACUGCUGAUAAAAACUAACACUAUGGGACAACAAAAUGAGGAGUUUUACUGUGGUGUGAUGGAACCAUUUUGAAGCAUCACUUUUUUUUCUCAUGAGAGAGAAAGUUUCUGCUCUGUGAUUUGCUGUCACAGAGAAAUCUGACCUGGUUUCCACAAACUUCUAGAGCAAAAUAUUGAGUAACAUGCAUUUCAUAGACGUAAAUCCCAACUUAAAAUUGUCAUAGCAGCACAUUGUCUUUAUAUUAUGGGAUGUUUGCCUGUGCUACUCCUUUGCUUUAGCACAGGUUGAUUAUAUUAGAUAGAAUUUAACUGAUCUCUCUGGUAAGGUUUCCAAAUGACAUUUUAUGUUUUUAUGAUGCAAUAAAAUACAUGACAUAUCAACUUGCACUUUCACAAUUGAACUCAGAUUGAAUUCCCUUACCUGCCAAUGAGGCGAGGAGUAGACACAGGGGGACCAGGAGCACUUUCACCUGCAUCAUAACCGGUAAAAGUGAGAGCCAAACCAGCAGAAGCGUCGCCAGAAACGUGAUCUGAGCAAAUAAUGCUACAAAAGAAGUUCGAGCGAAAUAAAAGUGAACGUUUCCCCAAACGAGGCGGCGUGCUGAUGUAAACUGAAACUUAAGGAAGAAGGUCACGUUGGUAGUGCAAUGAAAACACCCACCAAUUAGGGGUAUGUUGUUCAUUUUGUACAGGUGAUACCAAACAUUGAUUCGAGGACAUGUAAAGGCGUUUUUCCUCUAUGAAAGAUGAUUGAAAUCAUAAGCUUAGACUCGCAGAGUUUGGUGUUACACGCGGCGCAAUCGAUGCGCUACUGCUCUUUGGCACAGACAGGGAAGUAACUCUUGUACCAGUGAAAGAAAAAAUACAGUUCAAGCUUGCCAGAAGGGAAUAAUAAUACAAUGGUCACUGAUGCUUUUUCCAUGUGACAAGAACAAAUGCUACAUAACCAUUUUCCCCCCACCAGAUCAGACCACAGUCAGCAUGUGAAUCCAACAGUUAACUUUGCUCGGAAAAAUCAGAAUAUCCCCGGAACCACAACAGAAACCAUGAGACUGUUUCCACACUGGAAUUAAAUACCACGACCUUUCGGGCCAAAGAGGAGUUUCACGGGGUUAUUUUCCGCUCAUUCACUCCUUCACUGACUUAUCUGUUCGCCUUGUUUGUAACGAAAAAGACUUCACUGAAUACAUCUGUAGGAUUAUCACAUUAAUCUGCAGUUUUCUUUGGCUGUGGUGUGAUGGAGGAGCCAUGAAACAGAAGAGUCUGAUAAUUCAAAAGACCAAACCAGCUUUAAAAGACCAUGAACGGCGGUCAAUCAUUUACAAAAUGGCCUUAUCAAGUGUCAAAACUUGUGUUCUUAAUGCAUGUGCAUGCUGACAAACAGAUGUGUCUACCACAGAGGAAGAAAUGUGAGUGAUUUUUUUUAUUUUGCUGUUUCCAAAUAACUUAGAUAUACAGGUGCAAGUCCAAGAAAUCUAAACCAGGUUCUCUAAUGGCAGCAAUAAUAAACUGGCUAUAAUUAGAAAUGAAUGUUACUGCAUUCUCAGGGAUUACACAUCUUUACAGUAGCUACUAUUUCCAGCCCAGGGUAUUUUUUAUGAUGCUGACAAACCAUCACCAAAAAAGGAAGAAAUGUAGUAUUUCUGUCAGAGGAGACUUCUGACAACAUUGUUUUAUAAAUAGGACUCUUAAAAAAAUCUCAACACAUUUUUUUUUUUAAUUUGUUGCACGUGACGUAAGCUUUAAUACGUUCAACUGUCAGUGACCUUAGGUGUGCAUCGUUUCCGUGCUCAGUGUUAGCCUUAGUGUAACUUGUGGAAACCAUACUCAAAGGCGCCACUAGGUGGCAGAAAACCAUUAAAUACAUAACAUUGUUAAAACACCAAAAGUGAAUCAAAAAUGCAACCCUUCCACAAGACAAAUAUAAAAUAAAGAUUUUAAACAUUAGAAACAUUAUACAUAAAAGUUUAAGAAUACACAAAUGAUAGAAAAGUACAUUUUUAAACUUAAAUGAGGGGGGUAUAGCACUGUUUUUUAAGGUAUGGUUAAGUGAAGUUGGUAAAAUUGGAUUUAGUUCUUUUUCCAAGAUUUUAUACCAUUCAAGAGGGAAGCUUUGCUACCAGGUGCCAUACUGGGUUUUAGUUUCUUAAUCGUGUUUUCCAUUCCCCUUUAGUUAUCUCAGAACAAAAAAAAUUUAGUAUUAGUUGUGGGUUCUCUAAUUUUAUGGAUUGCAUUAAAUUGUUGUUUCUUUCUGAGCCGUCUGGCAAGUGAUUUUGUAGCAUUUGGGCCCCUCUCAUAGUAGUUUUGUUUUAAGUACAUUUUUAAAAUAAAUAUGUUUUAGAGCAUCAUGAGUGUGAAAAUAGUCCCUCAUAAAAGAGUUGAUGAGGGUCUUAAGAAGUGACAUGGGGUCAAUUGAAAAACCCAUAAAAUAAAAGUUAAGCGAUUAUCAUCUGGGGAAGCUGUUUACAGUAAGAGCUAUUAUUUUGGUUCAUGUUGUGGAGCAGAAAGAUAAUUGGACAGCUGCUUCGUGAAGGAGGAUGAGGGCCUCAUGGAGUGUUCACCUUUCCAGGUGACACAGAGUUCAGCCUUACCAAGAAGCUGUGAGGCCUCUGGUACUGAACCUGACCCUAGCACUUCAUCAGACUCCGUUUUGAUGAAAACCAAACGAGUCUGCCGCUCCACAAGAGAUGCAUGGAUUUCUUUCAGUAGGUCAGGUUCGAGACCAGGAUCUGCAGAGGUGGGAACCAACACCACUGUCCAACUCUGUGCAGCGCAGUCCAACACUGCCUCUGCUACAUCUGGAAGGAGACAGGAUGAUAAGUUAAACUUAUUUUGUGGAAAACGUCAUUACAGAUAUGAAAUUACUGAUAUUUAAUACAUUUUUUAUCAAUACAUUUGAAAUUGUUUAUACCUCAACCCUAAUAGCUUACCUCUUCUUGGAAGGAGAUUAUGCUCAUGAGGACAGAGACUGUAACCAAGUUUAUCUUCCAAAACACUCUCCAGCCAGCGUUUGUCUUCUUCAUUUAGCCCUACAUCUGUGUCGCUCUUGUAAUACAUCAAAAAGGCAUCAUGGCUCUUUCCAUCUGAGAAAAAAACAAAUGAAAGUGGCUCUAUAACUCUGCUCUUAGCACACACUCAAGCAGAGAUCACACUGCUUACACCACACAGCCCAUGGGAAAAAUAUAUUUGUAUUUCAUUCACGUGAUGAAAUAAGUAGCCGAAGCUUGAUUCCCACCUGGGAUGCUGCGGUAGCAACAACAGGUGUCUUGCAGGACAAAGGCAAUGUCCAUUUUGAACGUCACACAAGCAACAGCUGUUACAAAAACUAUCACCCCCAUCAUGGCCACAAUGCCAAUGGACAAGGGGAGGGACAAAGGAGAGGCUGUAGGGACAGAAAGGACACUUUACCCUAAAAAAUAAAAAAUCUGUAGCUAAAGAAGUAGACGGAUGAUAUUCGCUGUGAUUUUGAUGCAGGGAACAGGGAUGCGCUCCACAGGAAAAACUGUGUACUUUUCAACAUUUGAAAGUAUACAAACAGCUCAUUAAUGGAAAGAUUUGUUAGUGUUGAAUGAGAUAUUUGUUAGUGAAAGCCAUCUGGUUUCCACUUGUUGUUGGGGUAGUGUUAAAGGUGCAGCACAGUGUGAUAGAAGCUAAGCUGCUACUAAACGAUUAUAGUGAUUUUAGUGACUGCAAGUCAUAGGAUAGCUUAAAAUAGUGAAACCACAAUUUUAUCCGUCCAAUCCUCCCAUUCACCUUUUUGGUCCAAGGAGAUGGUGACAAAGCUUGAUGGUUGAUCCUCAGACUCCAGUUUACAUGUGUAACUUUUGGAAAGAUCUUCCUUCAACACUUUUCUAAAAACUAAAGAUGCAGUCAUCUUCACUCCAUCAGCGGUGUUUUCUCUGUUAAGACAAGGUCAGGCAUUAAAGGGUAUUUAAAGAUCGAGAUUGGUUGCUCUUUUAUCUAAUUGGUAUGAACAAGCUGGUAAGUUCAUGUGAAGUUUUUACCUGGUAUAGUUGUAGAAAACGGGUAAACUGUUGUUCUUUUCCAGGAAUGAUGUUCCACUCAACCAAAACAGGUCAUCAAACUCAGAAUAUACAGCAGCUGUACAGUUAAUCACCACAGUUGUAUCUAAACAAAAGCAUACAUUUUAUAAAUGACUUUUCUGAAUGUAUUUCCAAGUGUAUUUUUGUAAAUGUAUAAAAAACAGUACCACAAAAACUUACCCAAAGCUACGUGAAAUACUUCAUCCUUCUGAGGCAAAAGAAUCUCUGACUUCCCAGAUAUUACUGUGCAAAAAAACCCCAAGAAAUAACAGUUCAAAAAACAACAUAUAACAGUUCAAAAACAUAUUCAAGUCCUCAGAAGGAAUCAAAUGAAAAAAAAAGUGAUUUCUUACUGUUUGGUCUGACAUCAAGGACCACUGUAAAAGUCAUGUUGUAAAUGUGAUCAUGGUAGAGGUAAGAUCUGGUGCAGGUGUAGAUACCAUGGUCAUGCUCCUCUACACUUGGAAAGGAAACAUUGUUCACCAAUAGUUUGCCUUCCUGUGAAAUAGAAAAACAAAACAAAUUUAAAAAUGUUAAGGCAAGAUUUAAGCUCAAAAUCCAGAGGGGAAACAUGUCUGUAUUGGAGUAUUAAAACAGUUAUGAUGUAAAAAAAAAAACAUACAAGCAGAAUUAAUCUUUAAGAUUUGACUAAUCCACUCUAAAAGUCUAUGUUGAAAUACCUUUUGCCAUAUGAUGCCAUUGCUGGUAAUAUUUGGUGUGGCCACAUCAGGGGUAUUAACAUCAGGGCAAUACAACGUGCAGGACUCUUGAGUGUAACAUGUUGUAGAGAAUGUGGUCUUUCUUUCAUACUCCCUGCUCUGCAUGGGAUAAACCAUCAGCUUGAACCAGGUCUGGCUCCUGGGAGUCCUGUCAUGUCAUAAAAAAUGUGAAGAAGAGUUUUAAUACAGACUUUCAUAAUGAUUCCUUACUAUCAAAUUUUAGAGAUGAGAAGAUUUUAAGGCCCAGUCUUAAAAAAAAAACUCUUUUUACAGCAAGCCAUUCAAGUUGAUUUGUCAUUUGACUGAAGAGGAAUGCUGUUAAUCAUUUUGGGUGUGUUUAUACUUUACCCAUGUGAGCAUGAAUAAUUCCCCUGACGGUUUGCAGAGACACUAAGUAUCACAAGGCUCCUUCCAUGAACCAGCACCCCCAUCUGCCUCUGCUGAGCCGAUGACAUGUUGCUGUUAAGAUCCAGCGCCUGUCCAGUGUGACUGGUCCAGGUCAGUUCAGCAUCAUGACCUCUGUAAUAAGGGCACUUCAGCGCCACCAUCUCACCCUCCUUGACGUAUACAUUUCUGACCCUCCAUGGAAAGACAACUAUGGAAAAGAAUCACAAAGUUGUAAAAUUUAGUAUUGAAAAUGUACCACAUACAAAACUUUAAAAAAACUGAAUAAAGCUUGUUGAGUUGGCUGAGUCAGACUAGUCACUUCAAGUCUUCAGGCUCAAGCUAUCCAAUAUUGAAUUAUAUAGACAUGAAAGAUUGAAAAUCUGUUUGCAUUGGUUUUGGCACCCCCUGUGGCCAAAAUAAGACCUUUGAUCUUUUUGCUUAUCCUGUGAAUCCUGCUUCUGAUAACUAAUCCCAUCCUGCUGUUAUUUCACAGACAAAGAAAUAAUCUACCAUAAAUGUUUACUGUGUAAAACAAACACGGUUGCUGUUUUGGGAGAUUGGUGUUAAUUACCCCCUGGAGUUUGAGAUCAGUGUCAAAAUAUAUCACACAGGAAUUAUCAACCUGCUCACUGAUGGUCUUGUUUGAAUUCAUUGGUCACAUAGAGGCAUUUUUAUUCAUUUCAGUCUGUUUCAUCAGAAACUCAGACACUGACAUCAUCACAGACAACUCCAUGAGGUGAAACAGUGACUGUUUCCCAGUGGUCUGGUCUUGUGAUCACCUCACAAGGAACUUUUGUCAGUUUCUAUGGAAGGUACUAUUGUUCAAGCUGUUGGUCAAGUGUCAUAAGAUGUUACACAAUCCAGAGUUUUGGAUAGUGUGUAUAUCAGGUUAAAUAAUAAAGAAUAACAAUACCAUUGACAGUUACUUUGGAACCAGAAUUUCUAAAGUUUUCACUUAACAUUACUUUGCCAAUUACAUUUUCCCUUUUGGCUCAAGUAAUAAGUCAAAAUGCAAAUUAUUCCCUGUAAAUGAAUAAUUAAUCUAUCUCUUUUUUCUGAGGCAGUGUUUUGUGACAGGCAGCUUUGCUUUUCCAGACCUUUUAAUUCCCUCAUAACUCUGACAACACUGGAGCAAGUAGUCAGUAAUAAGUAUUAAGUUGUUGAUACUGAUGCAGCAUAGUGUAAUAAGUCUUUCACUUUUAUUUUCCUUGUGAAUUUCCUUUUUUCCCAUUAUCUUAGUUCUCUGUCAGGUGAUCCAUUUCCAAUCUAAAAGAUUGGACAUCCAGUGCCUCUUUGGUAAAAUUUCAUAGAAAUCUGACACUUGACAAAGGACCCUGAUUAGUUGAGAACUUGUCUACAGUGAUAGUUGAUCAAUGUUUUACAAAAUGAUAUUUGUUUUUUACAUAAACAUUAAUAUAAAGAGUAAGUAGUGUUAAAUAACUGCUGUGUGGAGAAAAGGUUGAAUAGUUAGAGUAAGAGUUAGAAAUAAACAAACUAACAAUGAGAAAAACAACAUCAAACUUGUCAGUGAAGUACUUAAAGAUUUCUUUCUCUCUUUCUUUCUUCUUUAUCUCGAACUUUAAGAACAACAACAAAAAAAAAACAACUAGAAACAAAACAAAAUAAUACAUAUGUACACCAAACAAAAGUCACAACAUAAAUAUGUCAAAAUAAACAGUUUGAGAAGGAGCAGAAUGAAGCAAAAAGCUUAUCUAGUCCUGCCCCUUCUUUGCAAAUUAGAGAUUUAAAAAAAAUCGAUUUGUAUAAAAUACAAAGAUCUGUAUAAAUACCUACAUAUUAUACACAAAGAUAUCUGCUCAACACUCAAUAGGUUACUUAUUAUAAUUACAUGCAUAUUAUAAUAAUAAUCAGUGUUAUAAUAUUCAGAAUUAAUAUUACUUUUAUGCAAUCAAGUAUAUCUAGUAUAAAACUAUAUUUUUUGUUAGUUUACUUAUAUGAAUCUUUUAAUACUUCUCUAUAGUUUGGUUUAAAUAUUUUUAUGUUAAAGUGACAUCCAGGCUGUUCCAGAGUUUAACACCACAACCAGAAAUGCACAUACUUUUCAGAGUUGUAUGGACAAUUGGACAAAUAAAUUUAUGUUCCCCUCUUAGAUUAUAGCCCCCCUUUCUGGUUUUGAACAUCUUUCUUAGGUUACCAGGUAACUUACUGUGUGUUGCUUUGUACAGCACUUGAGCUAUUUUAAAAUUGACUGUCAUUCAAUUUUAACAAUUUUGAUUUUAGGAACAAGAGGGCUGGUGUGAUCUCUGUAUCCAGUGUGAUUAUAUACCUGUGUUAUCAUAUUGUACUGUGAUAUUUUUGUCAAAAUGUAAAGGCGCUAUUGAAUAUAAACACUGAUUUAAUAUUGAUACCUAACAGAUGUAUUUUUAAAAAUCACAUACCUGUCUUGUCAUUUAAAAUAUAUAUAUAUAUACAUAUACAUUAUAUUGAAGUUUUCAUUCUCUUACCUGUCAAUAAAGUAGAGAGAACAAGUAGGAGUAUUUUCCAGGCCAUCAUGUCAAGACUUCUUCCCGCAAUGUCCUGGAAUGAGUGAUCUGCCCAAACAUUGAACAGCAGGUUUAGCUGAGUCACAGCACGUCACUGAGCGAAAGUGAAAAUUCUGUCUGUGUGUAUCUUUCUUGGUCAAACUCACAGACUGUGGUCAAACUAUACAAGCAGACGCUCACAAACAAACAAACAAACAAACGGCAAAGAUAAACAUUACAUACCAAAGGCCCAUGAAUGCAAAAAACAGUUCAUACAAACUGAGACUCUAACACUUGACUCCACACGACAACAUUAAUAUUGUUUAUAGUUUCUCAAGAACUUUACUGUGUAUCUCUAUGGGAUAAAAAGUGUUCAAAAUCUUACCCUUUCAGCGAUCUAUCGGGGGUUUCCAGACAUUUCUACACCUCCUACAAGGUUUACAAUCCAGCCACAAAAUUAGGUGUUUGAUCAAAGACGUUUGAUGGUAAAUCCGCAGUGAUAUACCGGUGAAAACAUGAUUAUUUAUCAUAUUGUUGUGAUUAAAAAAAGAUCGCUGUCGCUAUCUCUAAAUGCUAUCUCUACUGUCUUCCGGGUUUGACGAGCUGUUUUGAUGACGUCUUUUUUUUUUUUUUUUUCUGUCAAACUUUUAACCAAUUACAUAGGCUCAUAUUCUUCUUCUAUUGUUCCCUUGAGGGUAGUAGUUGCUUGUCUGCUAAAUAAGACAUAAUGGUCCUCAAUGCUUGGAAACAAGUAAAGAAGAGAUUAUGAGCCGUAUGAUUUUUUUUUUUUUUCAAUAAAACUUUAGUGAGCGUUUAACAGAACCAGACAAUUCAACACACAAGCUAGAAGGAGUUUUUUGCCAAGGGGCCACACAUAUAGGAAAACAUGAAAGAGACUACAUAAAUGUAUGGUCUUGAUAGCUUGGUUAAUAUAUAAUAUACAGCUUGGCUUCAUUUUUGAAAAAAUAAAGCAAGGAUUUUUAUUUAUAUAUCUACAUUUAUGGAUAUGCCACUUAGCCAACAAAAUAAUAAGGUUAAUUAUAAUAAUGUUUGUUUUUGGAGGGUCUAAAGGAAGUGAAACCAAACAGUAAAUUUUCAAAACAAAGAGUGAAAUUAUUCUCAAUAGAAGUAGAAAUAAAAUGACAAACAUCUUUCCAGAUAUUAUUGGGCAAGACCAAAAUAAGUGAACGGUAUCUUCAGGGCGCUGCGAACAGAAAGAGCCGUUCAUGUCAAUAUGACUCUUGAAACACUGUAAGAAAAAUAUUUUACAAGGAUAGGUUUUAUGAAUAAAUUUAAAAGAUACUUCUUCAAUGUUGUUGUUAAUCAUAUACUUGGUUGGUAAGAUUCAGAUUUUUUUCCAGUCAAGAUUCGGUAAUAAGUUAUUCCAAUAAGUACUUAUAUGAGGAAGAGACACAAAGUCCCUUUGAAACAAAGUACACACAGCACGAUUGCUGCUACGUGUCGUAGAGAAACAAAUCCUGCCGACUUCAAGCUUAAGUGGAUCCAGAGGCAAGAGAGCUAGUUUCUCCACUGUGCUUCUAAAUAGUAAAGAGACACCAGAAGGAACUGCAUUAAUGAUAUGUUAAAUUCUACAGUAGGAAUUGAAAUGUUGUGUUUUGAAGUAAAACCUUCAUAAGUAAGUAAUAAACCGUUGGAAUCAAACAGCUGGUGAACCAGGAGUAUAUUAUGAGAAAACCAGGCAGGGUAAAAUAAGGAUUUGUUUCUGUGUGUUAUGUCUUUAUUAUUCAAUAUAUAAUAUCUGUGUGGAGAGAAGUUGUGUUUAUAUAUUAGUGACCAUGAAAGAAGCAUCUGUUUGUGGAAAUUUGAUAGUUUAAAUGGGAUUUUUUUCAAUUUUGUAAUUGCACAGUUAAAGAAAAUAUAGGCCACCUACUUCAGAAAAAACAAAGUUUGGUAUAAAGUUCCAAAUUGAGGAAGAGUUUAUGAGCAGUUUGAUGUGGCCCUCUGUCUCAUCCCAGACAGGAACUGCUUCAAGGAGUGGCAUAAACAACUGUAAAUAGCAAAAAAAAAAAAAAACGCCUGGAAGAAUUAGUGUAAAUAUUUGAAUAGUGUCUGUGGUGUGUUUGUUCCAAUCCCAAUAUUUCUACUCCUGAUAGCCAAGACUUAACAGAAUGACGUGCACAGGGCUCUCAAGUUUUAAACUAAGCUUAGAGUGAGGUUUUUUUUUUCCUUGGGGGUGGUAAGUGAGUGAUAAUUAUUAGUGUAAUAAUCUAAUAAAUACAAUGGAGUAUGAGGGCCACAUUAAGAGAGAAAAAAACAUUUUUAAAUCUUUGAGAUUAAAGUUAUUAUUUAGGAAAAUAAAGUCAUUAAUGACUUUAAGAAUAAAGUAGUAAAGUUACCUGUUGUGGAGGAGGGUUGUUAAAAUCAGCACUGUGGAGUAUUUAGAUGAAUUGUACUUCAGGAUAGGUUCCACAAACAUGGAGAUACUUAAUCUUUUGGUACAUGAGCAUUACACUGUCAUGAGUAUCAGAACUUUAAAAAGAAUAUAUGAGAAAUGCUGCUUUUGUGGCGGGGGAAAUGGCUGGAAAUGGCUGUACAGAGGCUAAAUUUAUCAAUGCAGCUGUUAAUAGCAAUAGAUUAGGGCUUUAGUUUAUCAUAUGAGUCUAUAUGCUAUGAGGUGUUAAGGUCUCUGCAUGUGUAGGUUUGCGUGUGUCACAUGCCGAAUGCGUGAGACUUGAGAGCCCUGGAUGGGCAGGUGAGAAAAGGCUGUAGAUUUAUGUGGUUUUUUUAGCAAAGUACUGUUGGGAUCAAUUUCCGUUGUUGUUUUUUGGUUGAGUUUUAUGCUUCUCAAUCUACUGUCACAUUCAUUUUACAUAUUUUUAUAGCUGAAGUUGUCCUGAAAAAAAACCAAAAAACAAAAAAAAAACCAAGUGUAUAUAUUUGCUGUGCUUGAAAGGAUAGAGUUGCUACAUAGAUUUUUACAAGAAAAAAAAAACUCUUUACAGCAUUUCUCUUUUUUACAACAUGUGUUAAAGUAAUAUCUCCCAUAAACUUGAACCAUUUGGAUGAAAAUAUGUGGCAAAUCUGCUCAGAAGCACACCUUUCUUUCUUUGUUGUGGUUUAGGGUCACACGCAGAGACAGAGGCAAUUCCCGGAUUGGCGCGUGCACUGCAGGGGUGUAUUGCUAGGGGCAACGGCGCCUGUCAAACGCUCUUCUUGAUGUGUGGCAGCUGCAGCCUGGGAGAAAAGGCGAAAAGAAGUCAACUGAAGAAGAUAGUUUCGAGCUUUUCCGUGAGAAGAUAUCGGACAGAGGGAUGACGGACAUACUUCGGCUGGUUUCGAAGGCGAAUAGACGAAGUUUGCCCACUCUGGCUCAACUCUCUGAAAACGGUCUGCUAAGUUUUUUUUUGACGAGUGACUGUAUGGUAACUAACGUUCAACACAAUGACGGUGAAGUGCGCAUGCGUGCCAAAUGUAUGCCUUGUAUAAUGAUAUAGGGCUACUGUUUAUUUUUUCAGAUAUCAACUGUAUUUGGGCUGAUGUGUCUGCUUAUAUUGAGCGUCAGCUGACAUUACAGAAGGUUCGACCAUUUAUCUAUCUAUCUAUCUAUCUAUCUAUCUAUCUAUCUAUCUAUCUAUCUAUCUAUCUAUCUAUCUAUCUAUCUAUCUAUCUAUCUAUCUAAUCCGUUUGUCUGAUCUAUAGGGGGUUCACCUGGCAGGACUGGGCACCUUCACCUUCUCUCAGCAGAGGUUGGACAUUGGGAACAGGUUCAUAGUGGUCCAAAGACCUGUCUUUCUCCUGGCUGGUAAACUACUGCUGUCUCUAGGUUUAAAGCAGGUCAGACCACUGGCAGCAGGUGAGAAUGUAUAAAUAAAUGAAUAAAAAAAUAAAACAUAAAUAUAAGUUUUAUUAAAAGAGUAAUAUUAUAUCAUACAGUAUCUGACACCAUGAGACUGUACAAUUUGUGAACAAUUGUUGCUAAAAGUGGAGCUGUAAGAAUGUCUUAAUGUCUUAGAUGUUGACAUAAUGGCCCUUUACUAUAAUCCUUACUUGAGUAAAGAUUGAUAUGAUCAACAUGUAUGAAAAUUUCUGCCAAUUGGUACUGCCAAUAUGGUUUUACAUUUACGAUGAUUGCUAUGACAGCUUAUACAAGCCAACAACAAGCUUCAACAAGCUGCUUGUGCAGAAGUAUUUUGAAGUGUUAUAAACAGACAGAUACAUACAGUAGCUGUUUGAAAUGCUUGUGAAGCAUGUCAUGGGAGCUGGAAGAAAACAACACAGUUAAAUUUUGAAUCUCAGAAACUGUCAGCCUGAACAGAACCUAAAGAAUAUAUGUGUAAUUUAUGGUAGGUUGUAUUGUUGUUUCUUCUGUUUCAUCACUAUUUCUAAAGCAAAUAGACAGUCACAAACUGGGUCAUAUGUUUUUCUCAUGUCAGAGACAAUCUAGCACAUCAGUAUUAGUUCUAUAUCCCAUUAUACACUCUAUUGCUGUGAAAUAAAAACAUCAUAUGGUUAGUUUUACCCAGUUUCUGCAGUCUUAAGUGAACAAACUGAUGUUUCGUGUGGGUUUUUGUUGCAGCAACACACCUUCCUAUAGUGCAGCUGAACUUUGCAGCAGUGUCACAGGAGACUCCCUUCAGUCGAGACGUGGUUGAGGGCUGCAUCAGAGAAACUCUUCUGCUCCUCUACAAAGCUCUGAACUCUGAGCAAAACAUCUUCCUCACCUUACAGGGCAUUGGGGUUUUGUCCUUUAAGAACAACAAGGUGGCUCUCCUGCUCAUAUUGCGAUUCACAUUGCUUUGGAAUAUGUGGUCAGCUUGUUUCUAAUCAAAUCUCACUUGAUGUCAUUAAAAGGUGCGGAUGAAGUUUAACAGAGAUUUUAUUAAUGCUAUGGAUGGGACUGGAAGGCUACUGUCAGCCUUCAACAAUGUAAGUACAGUAGAAACAAGUCAAGGUGCUUUUGAAUGUCACAGUAAACAACUAGUCUUCAGUAAAUACAUGCACACAAAUAAAUGAUAGUCUACUUAUUACCGGUGUUUCUGCAGAGACCUGGGAGCAGCGUGUCUUUACUUUCUGGUGGACUGUCCAGGCUUCAGCAGCAGCAGCAGACCGCCAGCCCCAUCACCCUGCCAAGCGUCCGCUCUCCUCAUCCACACAACAAAGCUAGUGACAAAGAUGCAUCGUGCAUGUCACCGGCAACAGACCAGAGGAAUGCAGGAGGUGAAAGAGCUUUUUUGCACAAUGCUGACAAUUUGGCGUUUGAUAGCCCUUUAAUGAGGCAAAAUUGAGAGUUGAAUUGAAUCCAAGUCUCUUUCAAAACGCUGACGCAAAGCAGAGGACUUUUGUUUCUCGCUGUUUGGCAGAAAUGGCGCAGCAGUCUUGGCAAAAGCUGAACUGAUCAUGUUAUGGCACAAAUCAUGUAAAUUCUCAAAUGAUGGGCAUGGUGUACAAACUGCUGUAGCUGCCUAAUCAACAGUAAUGUAGGAGUAAGUAAAAUAGGCCUUGUUUGUUUUCUUGCUCAUACGUUGUGAAAGUAAAGGUUCAGCGUGUUGUACCUUAUUUGCUCAGUUUGUACUUUUGGGAAAAGUUACGCUGAACUUUUUCCCAAUGAGGUCACAGCCUUCCCGUAGUUUGAGCUGGUCACAUCUCAACCUGGCCAAUGGUAAUGCCAUGUCUUGAGAAGGGGAUUUUUUUUGUAUUCGUUGGCUACUAUUUCUGGUAUGAAUGCUGAGAAAACAGUUUCUUUGCUGUUGGGUUACUGUUUAACACUGCCCAAGGUCGAGGUGGAGUACAGAUUGUCAUGCAAUGAAAAAAACCCUCAGCUUUUACUUUCAAUUCGCACAACACCAUGGUUAAGAUUAGAACUCUUUUUUGUAUAAUAGGUGGUUCCAGGCACUUGGAACUAGCUAUUAAAAUACAUUUGGUGAUGUGUUAAUGAGGGUAAGAUGCAGUAAAGUACCAAGCAAUGAAAGCAUAAUGACAGAGAGAGUGUUAUGUGUCUCUGCAGAAAUUCCCCAGCAGAGAGAAUCUAAAUCCCAUCAGCCACUGCAGUCCGCCAAGAUGAAAGCUGUCAGCCUUCCUGAGGAAGAGAAUCCAAAACCCCCAACAGAGACCGCAGACAAGUACCACACACUUAGAGACACAGAAGCACACUCACUCUUUGGAAAGGCUCAGAUUUCAGGGCACAGAGCUACGGUUUACAGGUGGAUUAGUCUCCGAGAGCUGAGAGCUCAGCGGGGGUCUUAUAUUGUUACUGCCCUGAGGCAGCGUCCAGCUCCAUCAAUGAUGCACAACCACCUGUGGGACAGAUUCUUUUUCUGUCAUCACCCCCAAUGCAUUGUUAGCAAAUACACACACGAAUACACACCUGUAAUCUGGAUGAAUAGUUAAGAUAGAGGGUCAGAGUGUGACCACAAAAGGGGGACCUGUCCUUUUUCAAAUCUUCAAAUCAUCCUUUUUUCUUUUUUUUACGUUUGUUUUUCUUAAAAAUCCACUAAGACUUUCUGUGCGCCCUUGUGUUGCACUUUUUGGAGUGAAAGGGGCUGUGACUGCUUUUAAUAGUAUCCUAACAAAAUUAGGGGCCCUAAGAUUGUGUUACUAUGACAAAAUUAGGGCCUCUAAUUUUAUUUUGAUAUCCCCAGAAGCAGCAAACUUACAGACAUGCCUAGGCUGCAGUUUCUUUUUAAAAUGAAAAAUUCUGCAUCUUCAAAUAACUUUAAGCCCUGUAAAUGUAAAUAAACGUUUCUAGAAAUUCCCACUUCCUCCUGCUUAUAUACAAGGACAUCUCUUUUAAGCAGACAGUAAUGAAGACUCUGCCUCUGCUCACAGGCCCACUGCUUUCAUCUCACCACUAGAGGUCCCCCCGAAACUGGAGGAACAGUCUGUAAACAUCAGCUGUUCUGGCCACACCCGGGCAGGACAGGUGAGAGUGUGGAUAAAUACUGUUUGUGUGAAGUUGGUGUAAGAGUAUAGAGUACAGCUGAUUUUUAAAGUUGACUUUCAAAUACAAUAUAAGUAUUUGGGAGGUGAGGUUUUAUUGGCAUCACUCUGGUUGUAGUAUAACUCAGGAUAUAUGUACCCGAGUACUUACCCAGUGUGAGGUCAAACAAUCAUACGGAACAAGAAGGUGAGAAAUGGCAACAAUUAGGGUUAAAAUUAUAUCAAAAUCAUUUAGGACAUCUAGCCUGACAAUGAAAGACAGGUGCAAACCUACAUUGUUUUUGUGAGAAGUUAAGGUGUCUGUCAAGGAAGCUGGGAGGAUGUUUCUUAGCUGAUUAUAAAAUGACUUAGAAAAUUAUCAUUUUGUAACUAUUACUCAUAUCUACUUUUAUUAUUUCCUUGGCUAAUUUAGGAGCUGUGCUAUCUGUGCAUGCAGCGAGCGAAGAGGAAUGUCCCAGUGUACCUGAGGAUACAACAGGAGGCCGAGGAGAAAGCUCAGGAGAAACUCUUACUGCUUCAAGAACAACUGAGAGAUAAACAGAUCAUGGAGGAAGAACAGGUGUGUGUGCAAAUGUCCAAACAAGUGGAUUGUGAAAAUGUUCAUAGAAUAUUCAUUUGUGUAUUUUAUUUCUGCAACUAUUAAUCUUUUUCAGAGUGUUUAAUAAAAUAGGUGUUAAAAGGUAAAAGAUGAAUUCUCAGGAGGAGGGGCUUAUGUAAAGAAACAAGAGGAUCAGAGCAGAAGUUCACACAGGCUGAGGAAGUGGAAACUUAGUGGUCCACACACCCAGCAGCAGGAGUAAAAUAAAACUCAAAGUAUUUUGUCAAGACAAAAGAAAAGCUGCAAUAAAACCUUGUGAAAUGUUAAUAUAAAAGAUUUUACAACUGAGAAAUCAAGGGUGGAUCCAGAGUGUUUGGGGUCAGAGAGUUCAGAAAACAGCUUCACCCUCUUCACUGCAGCACAUGUGGGUUAUUAACUUUCAGAGCUGAACCACUUUGAGUUUACCCUGGCAUGUUGUUUUUGCCAAUUUUGGUUCUGUCUGAAACUCGGUUAUUUGAAAAGUUAAUGUCCUUUAUGUAAAGUCAUGCUCUUGAGGUCUUUUCAUUUGACAAGUAAUUACAAUUCGGUGUGUUUAAUUGUCAGAAAAAGCUGAAUGAGCAGAGAGAGCAUGCAAAACAAGUUGCAACAUUCAAUCUGCAGAUGAAUAAAGAGAGGAAAGAAAAGACUUUAUCUCCUCUGUUUCCUGUAAGUAGAGCCUGAAUAUUGAAAUCAUUACCCAGAAGAUUUUAGCCUUAACAGUUAAAACAGCUGUUCCUGCGGUUUGUGUUCAGACUUCAUUCAUCUUCUCGGCUCGGUCCCUGACUCCUGCUAAGAGGACUCAGCAGCAUCAGUACAUGAACGACCUGCAGAGCCAGAUAGAGAGCAGACGCCAACAUGAGGCCCAAGACCAGCAGAACCGUCUCCUCAUGGAGCAUCUAGACCAGGUUCAGCUGGUCCAGGAGUGAGUCUGUAACCAGGUCACUGUUCAGGUGUUAAGAAAUAAAUUAUAACAAAUUAUGUUACAUGAUCAUUUGUAUUUUUUUAGGUUAGCUUUGCAGAAGGCCCAGCAACUCCAGCAAAAACACGAGAGAACAACGCAUUACAAGAAGGCUCUGGAUGCUCAGGCAAGACACUUUUACAUUUCAUUUUCAUCAUACAGUACAAACUGGGGGAGGCUGUGGGGCAAGGGAAAGCAGCAGAGUGAGGUUACCUCCCAUCCUGCUAGUCAAGGACGCCACACAGGCAGUCAGCCAGAGAAAACUCUAUAAACUGUCCUUUUCUUAUUUUUCAAGCCACAGCAUACUCAAUUCAACAUCCCCGGGGGGUUCUGCAAGAAAUUUAAAUCGUUCAGAUUGUCUGCAGUCGAGAUAUGCAAUGGAUUAAGAAGAGGAAUUCUUUUUAUUCCUGUCCAGUUUUGCUGGUUGAUACUAUUAAAUAAAAAAAAACUUCAAUUUUGAGUAUGGACAGUGUUACAGGGUUUCACUGCCUAAACCAUGACAUACCGCUUUUAGAGCAGUGCUUAUAUCCAAGGAAACCAUUUUCUGAAUAAUAACAAUACUGAAGCAUUUUUCCUGAGGUGCAGUGUACACUUCUACUUUAAAGAACCUUCAUAAUCUUCAUUUUAUUUAAUAUUUGGUUGUCAGAACUUCUCAGUUUUGCAUGUGAAAUCAGUGAAGGGUAGUGAAGCAGCAAAUUAGUGCUGACUUUCUUUUUUUUUUACCUGUUGCGUGCUAAAGGUUUUGUUAUGGCCCACAUCUGGCCCUGGGGAUCAUUAUUAUUUAUUGCUCACUUUGAAGGCUUUUAAAGCUCUCACUCCUUUAUACAUUUCCUAAUUGCUGACUCAGUAUGUGAACUAUUCCUCAGAAAGUUCUCUUGAUGGAGCAGUGCUGGUUACUCUCAGGUCACAGUUUGUGAUAAAGUUUAAUCCAGCUGUUGCUUUCAGACCCCCCGCACUCUGAAACACUCUGCAUACUGAACUCAGACACACUUGGAACGCUUUUGGAAAUGUUUGUCACAUGUUUUUAUUUAUAGUGCCUUUGUAUGUGACGUUAUCCAUGUCAGGGUCUCUCCUUCUUCUGUGCUCUGGUCUCUUGGUCACAUUUCUCAUUUCAUCUGCCUCCUUAGAGUUUAGUUUUUAACUGUGAUAUACCUGCAACUUUUUUUUGAUCAAUUACUAGUUUAGGACAGUAAAAUAACUACGCUAUGGUCUGUGUGAUAGACACCUUGUGACAGAAACAACUCUUUUACUGACUGAAGGUGGGAGAUAAAAAGAGCACAGACCUUCCACAGUGCCAAACUGACAGCUCGGGAUUCCCUCGCUGUGAGACAGCUGCCAGCAACACGGAGAGCCGAGAGAGGGCGCAGAAGGUCAACCCUGUUUGCUUUUCGGUUUUAACCUGUUUAAUAGCAGGUCUCACAGAAGUAGAGUAAGAAGUAGCACAGAUUUGAGUUUUAUUGUUAUAUAAAAUUGGUGUCACUGUGAAGAGCAUGCAUCAUGUUUGUUUGUUGAUUCUGUACUUAUGGAUCUUUACCUACAGCCGGCAAAUAGAUUAGACAGAGUAAAGGUUAAAAGGUUAAAAACAAGAUUUUUUUAAAAUUUUGAAUCUCUGUCUUUCGAGUUCACAGAUUACCACUUUAACCGGUCCACUACACAGUGAAAUGAAUGUGAUGUUGUUCUGUGUACAUGCAGCUCUUUCGGGCCAAUCUCAGCACUGCUGUGAGGAAGAAAACAGAGGAGCAGCACAGACGCCAAGAACAGCUUGAGAAGGACAAAGAAAUGCUCAAACAGAACAAAAUGGAGUGAGUCUAGUGUGGGAGUGGAAAUUAUUUCACAGAUAAUGACGAAUGCUGAAACCCUGCAUGUUUUUCUUACUGGUAUGUUUCUUGUCCAGGUUAAUUCUGAGUCAAAUUAAUCGUUUUGAGAAGCAGCGAGACAUUAGUAAGUCACUGGAGGAUGCGUGGACUCGCUGUGUGAAGCUUAAACACGAACGAGAAGAGGAGGAGAGGCGCUUCCUGAGGUCUGUAGACUGAUCUUAGUCCUCAGAGCGUUUUUUUCUAAAAUCAGAUUGUCAGCUAGAUAAGUAAAAACCUGCCCUCCCAACAUUCAUGAACUUUGUCGGAACUCAAACCUUGUUGUAUUUCAUUCUUACUGACUGAGCAAGAGGACCCAUCAUGACCUGCAUCAUUUAAGCUUUAUCCUGUCUCCCUGUCAUCAGGUCUGCCGGUGAGCUCCUGGUGGAUAAACUGUCUCAAUACAGGCGCUGUUGCCAGUGUAAGAAGAGGACAACAAACUGUGGAGAGAGCAACAUCUGGAAAGAUUCUCAUUACCCCUCCGGCUCUCAGUUCAUGAUCUGAUGAUCAGUGUAGCCUACGACGACAUAUGAGCAUCUAUACGACACAGAUCUGAACCUCUGAAAUUUAUCAUCAAACACCUGGAAAAGAAGUUGACUUGAAUGUGACAGUGUGCAGCAUGUUCUAGCUGAUUAAUCAAUAUUCCUUCAGCUGAUUAGUAUUAGUAUACGGGUAUGAUUAUGUCUUUUGUGCAGUGUGUUUUUUGGCAAUUAUUAGUCCCAGGGUGGCAUAUAUGCUAACAUGCAUCAUGCAGUCAAUAAAGUGAUCAUGUUGUCAUCUCUGAA